Amblyraja radiata (thorny skate) is the source of this 5660-nucleotide messenger RNA. RefSeq names its product anoctamin 1, calcium activated chloride channel a (gene ano1a). Gene Ontology annotation, molecular function: intracellularly calcium-gated chloride channel activity; protein dimerization activity. NCBI's taxonomy places the organism in Eukaryota, Metazoa, Chordata, Chondrichthyes, Rajiformes, Rajidae. Bases 247 to 3438 code for a protein of 1063 amino acids. The record is from RefSeq and is a predicted model, not a curated record. Gene Ontology annotation, cellular component: plasma membrane. Gene Ontology annotation, biological process: chloride transmembrane transport. The transcript is spliced from 28 exons.
ACCCCCUUUCGCCGGUCGCGUGGGACAGGUGCGAGAACCGGAGUUAGCAAAAGUUUCCAACGAGUGAACGAGACGCACGAUCUUUCCCCCCCCCCUCUCUCUGCCUAAAGUCCGAGAUAUUCUAGCGCUGGGAACCACCAUGUAACGUAACGCGAUUCUCAACACUAGAGGUGAUUUUGUGGACGGUGCUAAAUUCGGGCUCGCCAGCAAGAUGGAAGAUAGUACCACAACACUGCGCGGCUUCUGAUGCAGUCAAGAUCAUUUAGUAGAAUCCACACAGGAGGAGACCAUUCGGCCGGUCUGCCGUCUCAUGGAAUACAUACAAACGAGGGUGAGGGGAAGAGAGACACUGCCGUCCAACCAGAGUCGAUGGAGAAGCUACAAUCGUUGGAAAACCCCACGAUGUUCCACAAUGAGGUGCACUGCUCACAACCGGUUACAAACAAAAAUGUUGAUAUUAUCAAGAUAAAAAGGAUUGAAGAUAUAGGAUAUGCGCAGUCAGAAUCUGUGGUUCUGAACGCCUUCUCUCCAGACACGGAUGCCCAUCUGACGAGCGGCUUGUACUUCGAAGAUGGAAAGCGCCACGUGGAUUACGUGCUGGUGUAUCAGUAUAAGAAAUCGAGCCGCAAGGUGUUGAGCUCGCGUCACCGGGGCUCGGUGGAGAAUCGGCAGCAGGAAGUGGACAUCGACCUUAAUAUGCAGCCUUCGGAUUUUCCGGAGGAUGACCGGAGGCUACGCCGGGAAGAGUAUGAGCUAAACCUCCUGGAUGCCGGACUGGAACUCGAGAGUGAUGAGGAGAAUGAUCUCAGCUGUGAGCCCAGCCCUGUAAUGAGUAGAGCGAACAGUACUGACUGCAUACAGCAGCAGGGGACCGAUGAUCCAGACCAACUGACUAAGGCCUACGGUCUAGGCUUUGUGAAGAUACACACGCCAUGGCACGUGCUGUGCAGAGAAGCAGAAUUCCUCAAGAUUAAGAUGCCCACCAAAAAGGUGUAUGAAGUCAAGCAGAAAUCUGGCAUCGUCAGCAAAAUAUCGAACAUUUUGCACAAAAUCACUUCGCCGUUGAGACCAAAAGUGGAAGACCAUGACAACGUGACGUACAAGCACCUCUCCUACCCCUUCUCCAGAGAGAAGAAGCAUUUGUUCGAUCUUUCAGAUAAGGACAACUUUUUCAGCAGCACCACAAGAAGCACAAUAGUCUAUGAAAUUUUAAAAAGAACAACCUGCACCAAAGCCAAAUACAGCAUGGGAAUCACCAGUCUUCUUGCCAGUGGAGUUUACAUGGCAGCCUAUCCUUUACACGAUGGUCAUUACAGAGGGGAAGCAACAGAACCAAACGACAGAAAGCUUCUGUACCAGCAAUGGGCCAGCUACGGAAUAUUUUACAAAUACCAACCAUUGGAUCUCGUGAGGAAGUACUUUGGUGAGAAGAUUGCUUUUUAUUUUGCUUGGCUGGGAGUGUACACGCAAAUGCUGAUUCCUGCUUCCACUAUUGGGAUCAUCGUGUUCCUGUAUGGAUGUGCAACUGUUAACGAAAAUAUUCCCAGCAUGGAGAUGUGUGACCACCGGGCCAAUAUCACCAUGUGCCCGCUGUGCGACAAGACCUGCAGUUACUGGAAGCUCAGCACUGUCUGUGCCACCGCGCGAGCCAGCCACCUGUUUGACAAUCCCGCCACGGUUUUCUAUUCCAUUUUCAUGGCUUUAUGGGCUGCGAUGUUCUUGGAGCACUGGAAGAGGUGCCAAAUGAGACUGAAUUACAAAUGGGAUCUCACUGGAUUUGAAGAAGAUGAGGAGCGAUUAAAGGACCAUCCACGCCCCGAGUAUGAGGCCAGGGUGCUGAGUAAAGUUCUGAAGAAAGAACUUCAAAAGAAAGAAGAGAAGCCGGCGGAUCUGGUGGACGAACAGCCAAACAAAUGGAAAAACAGAGUUUUGUCCGCCAUGGCUGGGGUGAAAUUGACUGAGCAAGAGAAGCUGACUUGGAAAGAUCGUACUCCGGCGUACAUAACAAAUAUAGUCAGCAUCCUAUUUAUGAUUGGCCUGACGUUUGCAAUCGUCUUUGGAGUGAUCCUCUAUCGCAUCUCCACGGCCGCAGCGAUGGCCGUGAGCCCAGACGCCUACGCCAAAGCCAAUGUCAGAGUCAUCGUCACGGCCACUGCCGUCAUCAUUAAUCUGGUGGUCAUUCUAAUUUUGGAUGAAGUCUACGGUGCCAUUGCCAGAUGGCUGACAAUACUUGAGAUUCCAAAAACGGACAAAAGUUUUGAGGAAAGAUUAAUUUUCAAAUCUUUUCUGCUGAAGUUUGUGAAUGCCUACACGCCAAUCUUUUACGUUGCAUUUUUCAAGGGCAGGUUCACUGGACGACCUGGGAAAUACACCUAUAUCUUUCGCGACAUGCGGAUGGAAGAGUGUGCUCCUGGAGGCUGCCUGAUGGAGUUGUGCAUUCAACUGAGCAUCAUCAUGCUGGGGAAACAAUUGAUACAGAACAACAUAUUUGAAAUAGGCGUUCCGAAGCUGAAGAAGCUGAUGCGCUACAUGAAGGCAAAAAGGGAGGCCAAGCUGGAGACUGAAACCAACAGCAAGAUCCCCCGGCAAUAUGAAUCGGACUAUAACCUGGAGCCAUUUGCUGGUCUGACUCCAGAGUACAUGGAAAUGAUUAUCCAGUUUGGGUUUGUCACCCUGUUUGUCGCCUCAUUCCCACUCGCUCCACUCUUUGCGCUGCUGAACAACGUGAUUGAAAUCCGCCUGGACGCCAAGAAGUUUACCAGCGAGCUGCGGAGACCCAACCCGGCAAAAUCAAAGGACGUUGGUAUCUGGUACAACAUUCUCCGAGGGCUUGGGAAGUUCGCAGUCAUCAUUAAUGCAUUUGUGAUCUCAUUCACUUCCGACUUCAUUCCGCGCCUGGUCUUCAUGUACUUGUACAGUCCAGACAGGACAUUGAAUGGCUUCACCAACAACACCCUGUCCUACUUCAACGUGAGCCACUUUGAGCUGGGGUCUGAGCCAUUGGAGCCAAUGGCGCUUGGAUACCAGGUUGAAAUUUGCAGGUACAAAGACUACAGAGAACCUCCAUCAUCAUCUCAACCCUAUGAUCUGUCAAAAGAAUUCUGGUCAGUCCUAGCAGCCAGGCUGGCUUUUGUCAUCAUUUUCCAGAACCUAGUUAUGUUCAUGAGUGACUUUGUGGACUGGAUGAUCCCGGACAUUCCAAAGGAGAUCAGUGAGCGAAUGUCGAAAGAGAAGCUGUUAAUGGUGGAGAUGUUCCUGAAGGAAGAGCAGAUCAAGCUGCAGAUAGUGGAGGCGCUCUCCUCGCAAGACAAAGAGAGGACAGAGGAUAGCUCUGACGAAUGUCCCAAGGAGGGUCUGGCAGAGCGGUCCGAUAACUGCGCCGGCGGCGGGGCAGAUUCUUCCCAAUCCCAUCUUAUAAAAGAAACGGAUAUGAUUUAGGAACUGACUUUGAAAAGUAACAGGUUUCUUUAGUUGGGGCAUUCCACAAUAUGGCAAGGUGUCACUUUAACACGGAGCGGCGAUAUCUUGAAGACCGAUAGUCAUGCCUUCGUUGGACGGCUUCUGUUUGCUGCAGUUCAGGUUGCCAUUUUGAAAAUCGUUGUUGCAAGAAUCACUUUCUUUUCACAGAUGAGGUGGACCAUGGUUUAACAGUAAAAAUAUAUUUUGACACAGUGCGAUGCAGGGAACGCCACUGUUUUGUAUUCCACAGGGAUGUUUCAGAUAUUUUCCAUUUCCUACAUAAUACAAGCAAACUUAACUCGAGGGGAAAUAUGAAAAUGGUGGUGACAGUCAGAUUUUUUUUUCCACUACAAUGCCAAUCACUUUGGUUUUUAGUAUUUUAAAUUUGAAUUAAUUUGAGCUCCCUCCUCUGCUGUUUGGUUGUGUGGUUGAAGGGAGACUCCUUCCUCGUAACAGGUAAAUUGUAACGGGUAACUAGGCAAAUUGAGCCUCGUGUGUAGGAUGGUGUUAGGGUGCGGGGAUCGCUGGUCGGCACGGACUCGGUGGGCCGAAGGGUCCAUUUCCACGCUCUGGUCUAAACUAAAAAUAUCGGGAACCAGCCCUAACCUACCCUCCAUUUGAAGUGUCUACACCUUGAGCAAUGAAGCUAACUUCACUUCAAAUUGAGGUUUCCAUUUCAUAAGAGGUGUCUCCUCGCAGUUUGAGAGAGUGUCCAUUUUGAACGUGGUGCUUUAAAGGGAAGCGGGGAGUAUUGAUUAGGAAACUGAAACUUAUUUCUGAGGUCACAGAUAGAAUUUAUAACCCAAUAGCGGCUUUACCGUUAUGGACACGCAUUUGACAAUGGGCAAAGUGUUUAUGUAAUGAAUGGAAAAUUCUGGGAUGUCCUCCUCAGCAGUGCUGUUCUCCUGCUUUCAUCAGCACUGCUAAAAUGGGUGAGUGAAAGUAGUCCCACCCAAGCUGGUUUUACACAGGAGUUGGUGGCGGGUGAUUAACCUCACCAUUGCUUUGCAAAGGCCCAACACCCCCCCUGGUGAAAAUAUCGCCUGCCAUAUAAUGGUUUUCACAAAUGGGUUUUAGCGAGUCGGGAGUCGGCUUCAAAUCACGCACCUUAACUUUUACAAAAGUCCGCAGGAUCUUGAUGAAAGUGCAAACCAUUUACUGGCUUGAGUAGAUAGGUUGUUAGCGUCCGUUUAAUUGGCUGGAUAUAGGGGAUUAAUUCCUGGUGGAGUCCCGAAUUCUAAGAAUUGUUUCUUAUGGAAAAAUAGUGGGGACACGUUUUAGGAUUCCCAACCCGGUACAGAAUUUUAUUCAGUCGACUUUCUGGAUACUGCUUCUAUGAUACGGGAGAAUAAACUGUACGAACAAAAGUCUAAGCCAUCAUAGCUGGAUAGACCAUUUUGUUUCCUCUUCCUCUUCCUCUUUUCCCCUUCUCCUUGUCUCCCAGCCUCCCUUUCCUCUCCUCUUUGAUCAAACUUACACUGCAGGUACAUUUUUUUCCUUGCAGGGAUGGCAGUAAAUGCCGAAUCGAGAUGGUGUCUUUGGCAGACUGUUACAGUGGGAAUUGGGUGUGGGAGGGAGGGAUGUCAUCUGACUUACUGCUUUCGACACUAGAUUAGAAAUGUCACUUUUCGAUUUCACGGGGCUUUUAAUGUCAAGGUUAGAAAUGUGCACUAUUUAUGUAUUGUUUUUGCGAUUUAGCAACUUUUAAGAGCACUUUAGUGUUUAAUUCUUUAUUGUGAUUAUAUCAGAAAAUACUUUAAAGCACAACAUUAUAUAUUAUAUUUGGAGUGAAUUUCCCAAUGUAAAGCAUUGCAACCUGCUACGUUGUGUGUCGGCUGUAUGGGAUUUCAUUCAGUUAAUACGUUUGGUACAAUUACCUCAGUGCCUUUGUUUGUAGUCAGUUUUAUUUUUAUUUUUGCAACAUUUUACACGUUAUUUUGGAUUGGAGCAUUUUAUUCUUUUUUUUCCAUCUUUGUACACUGCCCAAAAUACUAAGCAGAGUUUCAUGAUGCAUGUUUCUGUUCUGUUAUGUUCAUCUCUACAAUGUAAAAUCUCACUAUAUUAUUACACUAUAUUCUUUAGUCAUCUUGAGUUCACCAUCUCACUAAAUGUUUUUUUUUUUGUAAAUGAAACUGGCAGAUUAUAACUUGUAUUUCUUGCUUGAUAUGUAAGAAGGAGCUGCAGAUGAUGGUUUACACCGA